Messenger RNA from Colletotrichum tamarilloi, 1140 nucleotides. Its product is annotated as major facilitator superfamily transporter. The record is from RefSeq and is a predicted model, not a curated record. Gene Ontology annotation, biological process: transmembrane transport. The transcript is spliced from 3 exons. Gene Ontology annotation, cellular component: membrane. Gene Ontology annotation, molecular function: transmembrane transporter activity. NCBI's taxonomy places the organism in Eukaryota, Fungi, Ascomycota, Sordariomycetes, Glomerellales, Glomerellaceae. Bases 1 to 1140 code for a protein of 379 amino acids.
AUGUGGGGCGCCCUUCUUAUGGCUCAGGCCGCAGCCAAGAACUUCGGCGGCCUUCUUGCCCUUCGCGUACUGUCUGGUGCCUUUGAGGCCAUCGCAGAUCCUGCUUUUAUGUUGAUCACAUCCAUGUACUACACACGAUCUGAGCAGCCCUCUCGUAUCUCAGCGUGGUAUGCUUGGAAUGGAAUUGGUGUUGCUGGUGGUGGUCUCAUUGGAUACGGUAUUGGACAUAUCAAAGGCGCCCUAGAGUCGUGGCGCUACGAGUUCCUUGUCGUGGGUGCUUUUUGUGCAUUUUGGGCAAUUAUUCUCGCUCUCUGCCUCCCCAACUCUCCACGAACCAUCUGGGGCUUCAGCCAUGAAGAGAAGCUUAUCAUGAUCGCCCGCAUGCGUCGCAAUCAAACAGGCAUCGAGCAACGCCGUAUCAACUGGGGUCAAAUCAAGGAAGCUUAUAUGGACUACAAGACUUGGCUUUUCACCUUGUUAGGCUUUGUUUCCAACGUCCCCAACGGUGGCAUCUCCAACUUCUCCACACUUGUCAUCAAGGGUCUUGGCUUUGGGACGCUUGAGACGGCGCUGCUUGGCAUCCCGCAAGGCGCUCUGGUGGUUAUCUGGAUUGGUCUUGGUGCCUUGGCAAAUAGGUAUAUGCCGGCCAACAGUCGUACACUGGUUUGUGCACUUUUUAUGUUGCCAACCAUUGGUGGUGCCUUGGGGUUCCUUCUUGCACCAGCCAAUGCCUACAUCGGUCGUCUCAUUUGCUUCUAUCUUACUGGUUCAUACCAAGCGUCCUUCGUCAUCUCUCUUUCGCUAAUCACAUCGAACACUGGUGGCCAGUCAAAGAAAAUGAUUGUCUCUGGCAUGAUUUGGUUUGGCGCUUGCAUCGGCAAUAUCGCAAGCCCGUUCUUUUACAAAACGAACCAGGCUCCCUCGUAUCAUCUCGGUAUUGGGUCACUCUUGGUCGCAAAUUGCAUUGAGCUUGCUCUCUUCUUUGUCUUCCGGUAUGCCUUCAUCUGGGAGAACAAGCGCAAAGAGAAGCAAAGAGACGCAUUGCGUGCAAAUGACAAUUAUACCGCCGACGAGCUCAACGCCACAGCGUUUACAGACAUGACCGACAAGGAGAAUCCCAACUUUGUGUAUGUGUACUAG